Nicotiana tabacum (common tobacco) is the source of this 1666-nucleotide messenger RNA. RefSeq lists its product as uncharacterized. The record is from RefSeq and is a predicted model, not a curated record. Gene Ontology annotation, cellular component: U2-type post-spliceosomal complex; U5 snRNP; U4/U6 x U5 tri-snRNP complex. NCBI's taxonomy places the organism in Eukaryota, Viridiplantae, Streptophyta, Magnoliopsida, Solanales, Solanaceae. Gene Ontology annotation, biological process: generation of catalytic spliceosome for second transesterification step; RNA splicing.
AGUUAGAAUAACCACUUUUCGUCCAGUAUAGCUAUUAUCUCUUCCAUCUCAGAUUAGAGCAGGAGAAACCCUAAGCGGUAUCGGACCGAUGGAUAUACUGAAACAGGAAUUGGAGAAACGACGGCAAAGCUUAGCCCAAGACGUUGGUGGCCGGAAAGUUUUCAAGCGAUCGGAAAUCGAACAGAAACGCCUCCAGAGAAUUCGCGAAGAGGAAAAACGUGAAGCCGAAGCCAAAUCCCUCCGUCAAAAGCAAUUAGAACAGCAACAGAACCCUACCGAUAAAUCCUCGUCAAAAUCAAACUCCAAAACCGACAUCCAAUCCCUCAAGCAGGAUUCAUCAUCUUCUUCGGCUUCCAAAGCACUAACCGACGAGCAAAAAAUCGAUGAUUUAAACCUUCCGCGACAGGAGGUGAUUCGCCGCCUUAGGUUUCUGAAACAACCGGUGACUUUGUUCGGAGAAGAUGAUGUGGCGAGGCUCGAUCGGUUGAAGUUUGUAUUAAAAGCUGGAUUGUUUGAAGUUGAUGAUAGUGACAUGACUGAGGGACAAACAAAUGAUUUUCUGAGAGAUAUUGUGGAAUUGAAGAAACGGCAGAAGUCAGGCAUGUUGAGUGAGAGGAAGAGGAAGGUGCCGACGGAGGAUGCCGGGGAGGAUAAAGAUGGUGGAGGAGGUGAUGAAGAUUUGAGUGGAGAUGGAGAAGAGGAUGUGGAUCAUGAUAAGGAUGUGAAGAGGAUGAAGACGAAUUUCGAAGAGUUGUGUGAUGAGGAUAAGAUUUUGGUGUUCUUUAAGAAGUUGUUGAAUGAGUGGAAUCAGGAGCUUGCUGAGAUGACUGAGGCUGAAAAGCGGACAGCUAAGGGGAAAUCAAUGGUUGCUACUUUUAAGCAAUGUGCUAGGUACCUGAAUCCUUUAUUCAAGUUCUGCAGGAAAAAGUUACUUCCUGAUGACAUUAGGCAAGCACUACUUGUGGUCGUCGAAUGCUGUAUGAAGAGGGACUAUCUAGCAGCAAUGGAUCAGUACAUUAAGAUGGCAAUUGGUAAUGCACCUUGGCCUAUUGGUGUUACUAUGGUUGGUAUUCACGAGCGGUCAGCUCGUGAGAAGAUUUACACAAAUAGUGUUGCGCAUAUCAUGAACGACGAAACAACUAGGAAAUAUCUGCAGUCAGUUAAAAGACUGAUGACCUUCUGUCAACGACGGUACCCAGCAAUGCCAUCCAAAGCUGUGGAGUUCAAUAGCCUUGCAAAUGGUAGUGACUUGCAGUCACUGCUUGCAGAAGAAGGGACAUCUGGAGGAUCUCAAACCUCAGAGGAAAGGCUUCGAAUAAUGCCUGCAUAAGGGAUGUUCUGCAGAAAUCUAUCAAUUAAUUUGCCUUGGGAUUCUGGGUUUUUCAUAUGUUGAUUCUCAAUGAUGUAGCUGAAUUGUGGCCCGAGUCAAGGCCUCCCCUGCAACGCCUUGCACAAAGGGAGGAAAAACAGCAAAAGAUAUUCAAUGUCCUUGAUUGUAACUUCUAAAACUGGAUCGUAUGUAGAGAAACCUUCCCUGCAGUUCUGCAUUUGAGUAAUUCCGACUGAAAUUAAAUAUUAUCAUGUAUCAUACUUCAGUGGAUUGGAUUUUGGGCAUGCGUAAAUAUUGAACUAAUCAAAUGAUAAUCCAGUGACGCUUUGUUUUUAA